AUGGACGUUGCUGCCAUAAUUUCGUGCCUCAAGGAACUUUUUGAAGGAAAUGCUCGACAUGAGAGGUAUAAGGUGUCGAGUGCAUUGUUUAGAAGUCGUAUGACUGAGGGAGCCCAAUCACUACCUGAUUCUUUUUCACCGUUGAUAAUGAACUUUAAUAUGAACACGAUGGUGAAAUCCCUGUUAAAGCUUCUGAACAUGUUGAGGAUUGCAAAGCAGGACAUGAAAAAGUGCAAGCGUGUUUUACUGGCUAUUGCCAGUAAAGGAAAAGGCUUAUCAAUACAGUGUUGCGUAUUUAAACUUGGACUGUUGAGUAAUGAGAUACCUUUAGCUAACUCUGUUAUGAAAAUGUAUGUUAAAUGUGGUCGACUUGAUAAAGCGCGUCUGGUUUUUAAUGGAAUGGGAGAAAGUUCCAUUAUUUCAUGGGCAAUAAUUAUUGGUGGGUUUGUGAAUGUUGUGAAAGUUGGUGAAGCAUUUGGUGUGUUCAACCAAAUGAGAAGAACUAGUCUGAAACCAAACUUAAUAGUGUUUCUGAAACUCAUUUCGGGUUGUUCACAAGAAGGGAAUUUGUUGUUAGCCUCCUUGGUUCAUUCUCUUGUACUGAAAUGUGGAAGCAAGGAUGAAGAUCCCAUUGACAAUUUGCUGGUCAGCAUGUAUAUAAGAUGUGGUGACCUUGAGUCUUCGCAAAGAGUAUUUGAUAUGGUACAAGAGAAAAAUGUGUUCUUGUGGACAUCCAUGAUUGGAGGGUAUGCUCAGUUGGCUUAUCCUACUGAGGCAUUGAAUCUAUUUAAAAGGUUGUUGAAGACAUUCGUUAGACCCAAUGAAGCAACCAUGGCUACAAUACUUUCAGCUUGUGCUGAUUUAGGAUCACGUGCCAUGGGAGAGGAGAUUGAAGAGUACAUUUUGGUAAACGGGCUAGAGUCUAGUAGGCAAGUUCUGACCUCUUUGAUACAUAUGUUCUCCAAAUGUGGGAGCAUAAAAAAGGCGAAAGAAGUGUUUAAAAGGGUGUCAGAUAAAGACUUGGCUGUUUGGGGUGCUCUGAUAAAUGGCUAUGCCAUUCAUGGGAUGGGAGAUGAGGCUUUUAGUCUCUUUCAUAAGAUGCAACAAGUAGAAGGUAUAAAGCCAAAUGCUGUGGUUUACACAAGCUUAUUAUCGGUGUGCACCCAUUCCGGAUUGGUAGAAGAUGGAUUAAGGUAUUUUCGAAGUAUGUAGAAUGAGUAUGGAAUAGAACCCAGCAUAAAGCAUUAUGUAUGCUUGGUAGAUCUUCUUGGUAGAGCUGGUCAGUUUGAUUUGGCUUUGAAAACAAUCCAAGAGAUGCCUGUCCAAGUACAAGCUCAAGUAUGAGCUCCAUUACUUAGUGCAUGCAAGAAACAUAGCAAUAUUGAGCUGGGAAAACUUGCAGCUAGAAAGUUGAUAAAUUUAAGCCCUCAAAGUACUGACAAUUAUGUUUUAAUGGAAAAUUUGUAUACAUCUGAGGGCAAGUGGAAAGAGGUAGCUACAACAAGAGGCUUGAUAAAUGAUAAACAAUUAGUAAAAGAAGCUGGUUGGAGCCAGGUUGAGAUGGAUGGAUGUGUCCAUGUAUUUGUUGCUGGAGAUCAAUCCCAUCACCAGUCGGUUGAAAUCUACAAGACCUUAAAGGAUCUAAAUGUUAUAAUAUUAGAGGCAGGGUAUGCUGCGAAAACAGACACAAACUUUGAAGAAGAGAAGGAUGUUGUUCCGGUAAAAGAAGAUGAGUUUGACCAAGGACAUUUCAUUAGAAAUGAUGUUGAUCCUAACUUGGUUGAUGCAACAAUUACACAUGUUGGAGAUGAUGUCAAUGUUGAUGUUGAAGAAGAAGAUGAUACGUUGAUUGAUUAUUGUACUGAGAAUGAAAAUGAUUUAAUGAGUGAUUCUGAUAACAACUUCUGA
Molecule: messenger RNA, 1908 nt
Organism: Pistacia vera
Lineage: Eukaryota; Viridiplantae; Streptophyta; Magnoliopsida; Sapindales; Anacardiaceae
Product: pentatricopeptide repeat-containing protein At1g08070, chloroplastic-like
Exons: 4
Biological process (GO): RNA modification
Molecular function (GO): RNA binding; protein binding
Source: RefSeq, a predicted model, not a curated record